AUGGAUGCCCUUCGCUUCACUAUUACUGCCUUGUUUGCCGCCUCCAUCGUUAUCUCAGCUCCACUCACCAAACAACUUGAAGGCAACUUUACCGAGGCUGCUGACCGCCAUAUGCGCCGCGGUGAACUGCUUGUCGUUGGAGAUGGUCGCGUCGUUUUUGCAGCCUCUAUUAUUACAGCAGACACAUGGGACCUGCUUUUGAAGACCAUGAACAUCCUCCCUGAGGCACCCGAAAUCGACUAUGACUGGCUUAGGGCCGGUGAUGAGUUCGCUGAGAUUCCUAGUAACCACAGCGAGCUCGGCCCUAGCAAGCGUGACUGCGAUAGCAAUCAUCCAAUUAUUAUUGAUCGCACUCUGCGCUUCGUCGAUUGGGAUGUACAGAUGUCUCCAGUUGUUAUCGGCACUGGCAGCAGAGGUAUGGACAUCACGAUCUCCAAGUCUUACUCCAUUGCCAAUCAGGUCACGGUCAGUGCUGGCUUAGACGUCACGCCUAUAAAGGACCGUCUUAAGCUUGGCUUUGGAAUCGACUUUUCUCGCACUUGGACCACUAUGCAAGGUUAUCUGAUCCGUGGCACUGUUGAUGCCGGUCAAACAGGCGUUGUCAUUACUAUGCCCUGGACUAACCGCCGAUAUGGACGUACCUUUCAGGGUUGUGUCGGUAACCUUCGCCAAACUGGUACUUUUAUGGCCGACUCUCAUGAAGAUGGUUCAUACGAGGGUGUCACCUGGGUUUCUGGUGCCAUUACCACUUGCGUUAAAAAUCAAACCAGUAUUCCCCUGUCUCGUUGUCACGGCGUUGGGGACUUUCUGUGA
This is a messenger RNA of Colletotrichum truncatum, 813 nucleotides long. RefSeq lists its product as uncharacterized. The record is from RefSeq and is a predicted model, not a curated record. NCBI's taxonomy places the organism in Eukaryota, Fungi, Ascomycota, Sordariomycetes, Glomerellales, Glomerellaceae.